UAUAUAUAUACAUCAGUUAGAGGCUUGUGUAGUCAGACGUAAUUCUUAUGAUCAAGACGAUUUGUCUGGUUGAGAAACUAUAGCAUACCUGCACAUACAUCUCACCUGCUAAGAUAUUUACUAUUCUUUGAAGUAACAACAUCAUACUGAAACUUCAUUACCAAAGAAAAUAUAAAUGAGACAAUUAUCAAGAAUCUGGUGAUUUUCCUUGAAAUUCCAAUUGACUACCUGUGAAUAAUUUGUGCAAAUUUGGACUGGUGGAUUCUGUAUAUGAAAACUCAUUUGGAACUUGGAAAACCAUGGACUUGUUUAUUCCCUUGAGAAAUAACAACAUAUUUUUACAUCAGUGACACGUGAGCAUUCCAUGGACUUUGCUGAUACGGACUUGUGCAUUCCAAAGGAGUGUCUAGGACCCGUGUUGAACUUUUUUUCUCUGAGCAUUUGGCCACUGGUCAAUGUGCUGAUAAGUUCACCGUGGAUUAUGUAACUUCCCUCUCGCGGAAGUAUCCGGGACCCGAUUGUACAGAUACAGGAUUACCUUCGGAAGAGUCACCUGAUAGUGCUUCUACACGCCUCGAUAGGUUUCGACCUGUAGUAGCAACUGUGUCAUCCUCAACUGUCAUACCUCUCUCCCCUCGCUCGCAAGGGGACGCAACUCUUCCAAUUCCGGGCCGUAGCAUAGACAGCUCCAUGCUUUUACUACAACCGCAGGCGUCCUACAGCACGGCUUCAUCCGGGUUUUCAAGUGACCUGGGGUCAACAUUCACGACAUGUAGCACACAGCCUGCCAUGUCUGCCGAGGUAGGGAUAUUCCCGACGUCGAGUUUCCCCAUGGCCGACUACUCUUCGGAUGCGGGUUUCUCCCUCACCGAUAGUGGUGUGGACACGGGAUUUCAUGGAGGUUUCGACACACAGCCGCAAAGUUUCGCAACAACGAGUCACAGUCAAAGUUAUCCCGAGUCGUACAGUUACGAGGGUACAUUUAUGUUUGAAAAAGACAGUGGAAUCGGGAAACAGUUCAAUGUGUUUACAGAUUCUACCCCGACCACAAGUACUGUUGACAGUCAGCCACCACAGCAGAUACAAAAAUACACGGAGCCAAUUAUGACGUAUGAAGGAAGCUUUCAGACUUUCCCUGCCCCCGAUUGCGGGUUUUUUCAACAGCGUAUCAGCAGCGAAAGUCAAAAACCUUUUCAAAGACAUUGCAACUAUACUCCACCCCAUGAUCUUUAUCUAUCUCCUCAAACAACGGGGUUCACAGAUAUGGACCAAAAGCAGCCUACCUUCUCUUCGCCCCAAACAUUCAGUGAAAACUCAGGUUCAUAUGCUCGUGAAAGUGUUGGCUUCCAAGGGUACAAUCCACACUUUUACGGAAACAGAACAUUACCUCAUUCUGAAAGUUGUUAUAAUAUAAGUGACAGGCCACCUGUCGGUGGAGCAGCCUAUCAGGGGGAGAUAAACGUACACUCUGGACGUCCCCAAUUUUCACGUCGGCCCGCCUUGACCAUUGCGAUGCCAUCACGAGCAGCAGAGAGUGGAGAACUACAGAAGUACCAUAUCCAGUCUCCAACUACACCUUCAACCCCUAGUUCUACGCGAUCGUCUCCAGGCAGGGAGCAACCCCAGAAAGAAGCCCUUAUGUGCGCUGUAUGUGGGGACAAUGCUGUUUGUCAGCAUUAUGGUGUCAGGACUUGUGAAGGCUGUAAAGGAUUCUUCAAGAGGACAGUCCAGAAGAACGCUAAGUACGUUUGUCUAGCAGAUAAGAGUUGCCCUGUUGAUAAGCGAAGACGAAACCGAUGUCAGUUCUGUCGAUUUCAAAAAUGCUUAGCGGUCGGCAUGGUAAAAGAAGUUGUACGAACUGAUAAUUUAAAAGGUCGCCGUGGAAGGUUACCGUCAAAGCCAAAGAGUCCACAGGAAUCUCCCCCAUCACCGCCCGUCAGCCUCAUCACCUCUCUAGUCCGCGCGCAUGUAGACACGAGUCCCGAUAUCCCGAACUUGGAUUACUCACGAUUCAAAGUGCCUUCUCCCGAGGAUAGUCCCCGAACCACUGAUGACUGCAUACGCCUCUUUUAUGACAUCCUUCUUUCAUGCAUCGACGUCAUCAGAACAUGGGCUGAACGUAUACCUGGUUUUGGUGAUCUUUCUAAAGAAGAUCAGGAACUUCUUUUCCAAUCUGCUUCACUUGAACUCUUCGUAUUACGUAUAGCAUACAGGGUACAACCCAACGACGACAAGGUUAUAUUUGAGAAUGGGCUCGUCCUACACCGACUACAAUGUUCUACAAUGUUCGGAGACUGGAUCGAUUCCAUCAUCGACUUCGGUCUCUCUCUACAUCGCAACACGCUUGAUAUUUCAUCUUUAGCAUGCAUGUCCGCACUGGCCUUGGUCACCUUACGUCAUGGGCUUCAGGAACCACAAAAGAUGGAAGAACUGCAAAUGAAGAUAAUUGACUGUCUUCGUGAUCAUUGUACCUACAACAGUGAAGCUCAGAGAAAACCUCAUUUCUUCUCGCUCAUUCUUGGCAAAGUGGCCGAACUUCGUUCUCUUAGCAGAGAAGGUCUUCAAAGGAUGUUUCAUUUCAAACUAGACAAAGUGUUUCAAGCACCUGCGCAAAUCGAGUCUUUGUAUCUGUCGGGAUCUCUUCCUUUCUAAACGUUUUUUCAUCGUUUCAUCUCUUCAUCAUACUUAAGUACCAUUAACUAGAUUAUUUUUGUACUGCCAGUCUAUCCAUGUGUUGUAAACACUCCACCAUUGUCUCACAAAAAACUUUAAACGUAGAGCAUAAAGGCAUAUGACAUAGUAAGCAGGUGUGAAUGAACAUGUCAUAACUAUAAAGUUGACCGAAAUGCAAAAUUGUCUUCAAGUCAUAAUGCCGAUGAUGAAAAUCUCAAGAUUUUCAAAAUAGCAGUUAUUAUUAACAUAGCAAGCGGUCUGAAUCUACGUCAAUAUGCCUAAACAGUGUCUAUGGUUAUUUUUCUAACUAUUUGAACCACGUGCACAUUGUUUGUCUCCGUUUCUCAUGUUAAGUUAUGGGCAAAUGUCACAUCAUUCCUUUUGGUGUUGUUAAUGUAUAAAUAUUUUCGAACGUUUUCAUAUUUUUGUUGACUAUUUUUUGCAAAAUGAAUUAUAUAUAUUAAGACUGAUGACCUUAUGAAAAUGUUGUGCAUUUAAAGUGUUGAAUUGUUAUUGCAUUGAUAUAGGUUGAAUUCUAUGUACGGUUUGUACAUUAUAGUUUUAGAUAUAUUUCGGUAGUGUUUAAUGCAAGAUGUGUUCCUUAUUCAUCUCAUGGAGAUGUUCGAUAUUUAUUUUAUUGGUCACAGAAAUAUGAGAUUACAAUUCUGUUCAAACAUCAAAUAUUCUGGAGCAUAAUAAUAUAUUUCUUGAGUGUUAUCAACAUAAAAUAACAGAUAAACUGUGAGAACAAAUUGAGAUACAUUAAUUUUCCAAAUAUUUAAUUGGAUUUCUACGUCCUUAAAUAUUUAAGAAAUUGGUGAUUUGACUGUUAAAGAUGCCGUAAAAAGUGAAAGCUUUUUUAUUCAUUUUCGUAUAGGAUUUAUAUUUCAAAGUCAUAAGUAAGAGUAUAACUGUCAACUCAUUCAAUGGUUUUUUAAGGAUUCAGUCAUGCAUAUAAUUUCCACACCUUCAAAACCACUAAUUCAAUAUUCAGCUCCAAAGUAUUUUGGGGACAUUGUGCAUUAUUUAAAAACAAAACCCUAGUGCCAUUAAUUUGAUCUGUAAAAACUUUGUCUUUUUUACAAGAUUACUCGGUAACUUAUCCAAAAUCAUUUGUUGAAAACGAAUAUUGGCGUCGUGUUAUUUUGAUAACGACAGAUCUGAAUUAUCCCAAGUGUGAUCAACCUUAUUUAUUUGACAAUGAUAUUAAUUAAAUAAUUAAUAUCGUGUAUUUCAACAAAUUCCUUAAGUAAUUGCCCGGAAAGUUGUGAAUCAAUAGUUUUUAGUUUAUUUUAUGAAUUUUUACUUGUCCGACAUGUAAAUUGUGUUUUUCAUUUGAGCAUAAGAUUGAUGAAGAAAAUCUACAAACUGUCUCGCAGCAUAUUACCUAGUCAAGUAAAAUAGAUUUUUUAAAGGUGGUACGUUGUUUUGUUCACAAAACAUUUAAUACAAAGUAUGUUGUACGAAAGAGCAAAGUGAAAUAGAAUUCGAAUUUCCUGUUUGUCAUUGCCCUUAGUGUUCAGUUAUUUUGAUAUUUGAUAUAUCAACCGGUGAUUUGGGAGUGUAAUGUUUAAGAAACAAUGUAUAACAUUUUAUAAACCUAAGUAAAAAGAAUGGAAGCAUGAUAUCGUUCAUCAUGUUUGUAUCAAGAAUAUUUUUCAUGUGGUGUGUGUGAAAAUGUGUAUAAUUUAUAGACCUGAAAUAGUGCUAAUGUCAACAUAUUUUGAUUACAUUUAUUUUAAAGUUUUGAUAAAAAAAAUAAUUUGUAUCAUUGUGCCUGCCUGUGUCUACCCUCUCAGUGACAAAGACACUCUUUAUCGCUUUUAGUGCUUGGAAUGUUUAGAAGUUAAACUGAUAAUGUACUUAUUUUAUGCUGAUAGUGUACUGAUUCUAUGCUGAUGAUGUAUAUUGUUUAUUCUACUUUUAAUACCGCCAUUGAUGUUUUAGAAUAAGCAUUGAAAAAAGUAUUUUGUUAUAGAAUUUCUUUGUAUAUUUCAAACAAACACUAUACCAUUUGUUUCUAUGAAAGGUGAAUGGGUAUACUGUAGUGUCUAUUUUUCACAACACUAUACCAUUUGUUUCUAUGAAAGAUGAAUGGGUAUACUGUAGUGUCUAUUUUUCACAAAGAAAACCAUAUACUUACUCCUGCGUCAAUACCCUUUAAAAGAUUAUUCCGAUCACGAAAGCCUGUCAAACAUUUUGGUCGGAAGUUUCUUAGAUGUGUUUAUGAGUUUGCUUAAAAUUUUAUGUCAAACAAACAUAGAAUUUUAAGCACAAGAAAAUGCUUGUAAAAAUCAGGAAUAGCUGAACACAAAAAACACAGGUUUAUUUUGAUGCAUAACAAGUGCUCCUUGUGAUUUUUUCCUAAUAUUUGAUGUUGAUAACAAAAACUAAAGGUGGUCAGAAUCUUUUAAAACAAAAUUAAACUGAAGUAUCAUGUGAUUUAAGAAAAAAUACAGACAUAUUAUAGCCUUUCAUAGCCUAUUGAGAAUUGUAUUAAUGUCCAUAGACAUCACAAUAGUUAACCUAUUUUUUGAUGAAAAUGGUGUGAAGACUGUUGUUCCAGUGUUUAUAUCAAGGAAAAUUACAGAUUUUAUGUUCCACAAGACAAUUAAUUAUUUAUUUAAAAUCAGAAUUUUUGAUAAGAUGUUUAUUUUAUUCAAGAUAAACUGAAAUACUUUUUAUAUAUUUUCCUGCAAAUUGGGAUAUGUUUUAGCCGUACGUUCAAAAUUAAAUAAAAUUUAAGCUAAAUAUAUUCAUAUGACAAACUUUAUUUUGAUGUUUUCCGUUAGAUUUAUUUGAUAAUUUCCAAUGUUCCGACACUUGUGAUGCCUGUGAUAGCUGUUCUUAAAAAGUAUUGUGUAGAUUGUUAUGACGUAGUGCCAUCAUGUGUCAGGUUUUUAUCAGAGGUCAGUUUCCGAAAUCCUGUACAUAUUUGUUGAUGAACUGUUGGUCUUUUCGCGUGCGUAUCCAUGGUAACUAUUAUUUCGCACUUUUUGAUAGUACAGUGCACGUGUAUUUUCCACUUUGUUAGAUGUUCCCAGUGGUUUAAGCCAAGCUUAAACAAUGUCAUGUGACCAAAUGUGUCGUCAGCUCAUCAGAUUUGAAUAUGAAAUAAAGUGUACAAAAAUG
Ylistrum balloti is the source of this 5805-nucleotide messenger RNA. Its product is annotated as probable nuclear hormone receptor HR38. NCBI's taxonomy places the organism in Eukaryota, Metazoa, Mollusca, Bivalvia, Pectinida, Pectinidae. The record is from RefSeq and is a predicted model, not a curated record. Gene Ontology annotation, molecular function: nuclear glucocorticoid receptor binding; RNA polymerase II cis-regulatory region sequence-specific DNA binding; nuclear receptor activity. Gene Ontology annotation, biological process: cellular response to corticotropin-releasing hormone stimulus; regulation of transcription by RNA polymerase II. Gene Ontology annotation, cellular component: transcription regulator complex; nucleus. Bases 691 to 2652 code for a protein of 653 amino acids. The transcript has 9 exons.